Molecule: messenger RNA, 1290 nt
Organism: Durusdinium trenchii
Lineage: Eukaryota; Dinophyceae; Suessiales; Symbiodiniaceae
Source: the annotation of a GenBank genome assembly
CUCGUUUCUUUAUCCUUUGCACCCCAACUUCAGAACGUGGCCGUGGAUGUUGUGACAGCUGUGCUACGAAUCAGAAGUGUAUGACAGACUGUUUGACCCAAGCCAAUCGACUCCACGGCCCACCCCGGGCUCGGCCGUCGACGAGCCGUCAGCCCACCCCACGACGGACGCGACGGGGCGGCGCCAUGGGCUGUGGCGCCUCCGGCUUACGACCCUUCGCCGAAGCCUUCGAGCUACAAGAGGUGGUCGGGAAGGGCAGAUUUGGUGAGGUUUAUGCUGCAGUAGAGAGAGCCUCUAGAGAACCCUAUGCAGUCCGGCUCCUUCCGAAUGCGGCGAGGGCUGAAUUGCUGCGAGAAGCGAAGCUGUGGAAGAGCGUCGCAGACAGCAAGUACAUAGUGCAGUGGUACACCAUCAGAGCAGAUGGAGCGACUCUGUUCUUUCUGAUGGAGAGAUGCCAAUGUAGCUUUGUGCAGAAGCUGAAGAGCUCUACCAGUUGGAACGUGCAGAAAACUCGAGCGGCGUUCAAACAGAUGUUGCGGGCGGUGGAAUGGAUCCAUUCCUGCGGUGUCGCUCAUCGCAACGUCAAGGCGUCGAACUUUUUGUGUGGUGGCGACAAGGGCAACACCAUCAUGAAACUCACGGACUUUGGCACGGCUUGCCAAGUGCCCCAGGGCGGCCGGCUCUUCGAAGAAGUUGGCAGCUGGCAAUACCGGUCCCCGGAGAUGCACAGCAAGGCCGGCUACACCGAGAAGACCGAUGUCUGGUCCUUCGGGGUGAUGGCCUACGCCCUGCUCUUCAAUGAGUUUCCCUACGCGCCGCAGGUCCGAGACAAGGACAGAAUACGAACUCUGAUUUUGCAAAAUGCCGAGCCGUACUUUGUUCAGGUGCCUGCUGGGGAAAAGGUGGGCGAGUCCUUAGGCCCUGCGGCCCGCUUCUGCCGGGUCUUGUUGCGCCGAAAUCAGGACAUUCGCUGUAGCGCCACAGAGGCCUUGCAGUUGGGCUUCAUCACCGGCCUGGCCGCCUCCGUGGAGAUGGAGUCCGACUGCACCGCCGUGCGGAAGCAGGACCAGCACUUCGUGAAGCCGGAUUUGGCACCAGUCGUCGGCUGGGAUGCCGAGAGCGGAGUCGAGGCGUACUUCUCGGAGUUCACGGUAGACUUGACGCGGAACAAGCUUGCCCCAUUGCCAUUGAUGGGAGGAGAGAUUGAGGAUUUGAGUUGACACAAGUGAACUUGUGCUGCAACGCCUCUUUUAAGCCCCACAUGCGUUGGAUGUCAAGCUCGGUGCGCUC